AUGAGUUCAUCUAAAUCAUCUGCAUCACCAAGCACAGAGGGAGGAUUCUUCUUUUUCCAAGUGUGUGUAUGGACUGCUGCUGGGAUCUCCAUCUUACUUCUCAGUGCCUGCUUUAUCACCAGAUGUGUUGUGACAUAUCACAUCUUUCAACUCUGUGAUGAGGAAAAGUUUCAGCCACAUGAGAAUAUCACAGAAAUCUCCUGUAACAAUGAUGGCUCAGGUUCCAUCAAGAAUUGUUGUCCAUUGAACUGGAAACAUUUUCAAUCUAGUUGCUACUUCUUUUCUACUGACACCAGGACCUGGUCAGCAAGUUUAAAUAACUGUUCAGCCAUGGGAGCGCAUCUGGUGAUUAUCAACACGCCGGAGGAGCAGGAAUUCCUUUUCCAUACAAAACCUAAAAAGAGAGAGUUCUACAUUGGACUGACAGACCAGGUGGUUGAAGGCCAGUGGAAAUGGGUGGAUGGCACAUCUUUAGAAAAAUCUCUGAGCUUCUGGGAUGUAGGUGAGCCCAACAACAUAGCUACAGUAGAGGACUGCACCACCAUUAGAGACUCUUCAAAUCCAAGGAAAAAUUGGAAUGAUGUACCUUGUUUCUUUAACAUGUUUCGGAUUUGCGAGAUGCCAAAAAGAAAUAUUUUGAAAAAUUCUCUUCUAAGAAGAGAAAGCGCAACUUGA
Messenger RNA from Orycteropus afer afer, 675 nucleotides. NCBI's taxonomy places the organism in Eukaryota, Metazoa, Chordata, Mammalia, Tubulidentata, Orycteropodidae. The record is from RefSeq and is a predicted model, not a curated record.